Messenger RNA from Gorilla gorilla gorilla (western lowland gorilla), 6505 nucleotides. RefSeq names its product G protein-coupled receptor kinase 7 (gene GRK7). NCBI's taxonomy places the organism in Eukaryota, Metazoa, Chordata, Mammalia, Primates, Hominidae. The record is from RefSeq and is a predicted model, not a curated record. The transcript is spliced from 7 exons. Gene Ontology annotation, cellular component: cytoplasm. The coding region runs from base 2544 to 4205 and encodes 553 amino acids. Gene Ontology annotation, biological process: signal transduction; protein phosphorylation; regulation of signal transduction. Gene Ontology annotation, molecular function: rhodopsin kinase activity; ATP binding.
CUUCCACCCUUAGCUCUCAAACCCACUAACUAACCCAGCAAAGUCGGGGGGGCCUCAGAUCAGCCCAACCCUCUGCCAGCUCCACCUUCACAGACGAGGGACCAGGGCCCCAGUGCUGUGCCUAAGACCUCCUUCAACUUAGCAGUAGCCCAGUGGAAGCUGCAGGAUCCCGGAUCCAGAUCCACUGUGCGUGGCAAGGCCAGCACCCCUCCCUGCCCCCAACACUGUCCACCACGAUCUGCUUUGAGUCCAGCAAUCUCAUCCUGCCCUUUAUCCUAGUUAGAUACCUCAACACAAGAAACCCGGUUUUCCAGCUCAACUCACAUUCUCCUAACUCUAAUUCCAAGUAGUUCUUUACAUUCCCUUUUAUUCCUGCAACUCCCACCCCUUCCUGACUUCUGAAACUUGUCCUCUGUGCCCUCCAAUAUUUACACCAACAAAAUUUCCUCCGUCCUCUUCCCUUCCCUACAAAUUCCCUCCAUUUUGUUUUCCCUAAAACCUGGUUCUCCCCCAAGGACACUGUUUCUUCUGCAACACUUCUGCUCCCCUCAUCCAACUGGACCUGGCAACAUGCAAGACGUCUUCAUUUCUCUUCAUUGCUACUCUCCUUCCUUCCCUAAAAACACCCAGCUUUGAAUCUCAUGUGACUGGACUCCAGCAGUCACUGUGUCUUCUUGCAGCCCCACAAAUCACUCCCUGAGUUGCUAGCUCCCAGCUCUCCAUCACUAGUCUUGAUAAUUCUUGGUGAUUUCAAUACCCACAUGGCUGAUGCUUCUCAUACCCUGGCCUCUCCAUCCCCUGAUCUCAUCUCCUCCAGUGAUGUGCUCUCCACCCCUGCCUUGACUGCCACUCACUCCAGUGGUCACACCCUUAAGCAAGACUCCUCAAGAGUAGCUUACACUAGCUGCCUCCAAUUCAUUGAUUCUCUGUUGAACUGACUCUCAUAAGGUUUUCAUCCCACUACUUCGUAGAAACUGCUCUUGUCAAGCAUCUGCGUGACCUCCAAGUUGUUAAAUUCACUAACCAAUUCUCAGUCCUUAUCCCACUGACCUCUCAGCAGCAUUUGCCAUAGUAAUCACUGUUUUCUCCUUGACACUCUUUCUCCCCUUGAUAUCCAGGAUCCACAUUCUGUCUCUCCUAAUACCCCACUGCCCUCACCUCCUCAAACUCUAGGGCUCAGUCCUUAGAUUUCUCUGCCCUCACCCCAGAGUGAUCACACCCAGUCCUGUGGCUCUAAAGGCCAUUUAUAUCUGGGGUGACUCCCAGUGAGUAUCUCCAGCCCAGCCCUCUCCUGUAGGUUCCAGACCCAUAGAUCUUGUAGACUACUCAAGACCUCCAUUUGGCUGUCUCCCCGGCAGGUCAAAUUUAACAGGUAGAAGACUGAGCUCUUGAUCUUCCCCACACCCUGCUCCUCCAGAGGAUUUCCCACCCUGUUUACGAGAAAUUCAUCCUUCCAGUUACUCAGGCCCAAAACCUUGGAAUCACCCUUGCUCCUUUUCUGUCACACCUACAAUCCAUCCAUAAGCAAACUAUCUUCCCCCUCCCCUGAUUUCUCACCAGGGUUACUGCAGCAGCCUCCAGACUGGUUUUUCUGUUUUAACCCUUGCCCCCUUCUGUCUGUGAUCCUGUUAAAAUGUCCAUCUGAUUGUUGAAAACUUCCAGUGGCUUUCCAUCUCACUCAGAAGGAAAACCUAAGUUCUUGCAGUGAUCAGUACUGCCUCACUGGUCUGCUCUGUUUCCUCUCUGAGGACAUCUCCUGCUGCGGGCCUCUCACUCUGGGCCACCCACACUGACCUUCUUGCUGUUUCUCAAGCUCACCAGGCUUUGAGCCAGCUGUUCCUUCUCCCUGAAGUGCUCUACCCUCAGGCAGUCACAUGGCUCACGCCCUUACCUUCAGGAGGUCUUGACUCUCAUCAUUUUCUCAAUUCAGUCUUGCCUGACCACCCUAUUUAAAAGUGAAGGCUUCUCCCUGGUGUAUCUCAGCACUUCCCUUCUUCCCUGCUUGAUUUUUCUUCACAGCACUUACCACUAUCUGUGGUGGGUUGGAAAACAUGGCCACAGUAUUUUACAGCUACUCCUAUCAACCUGGGCUAGGCUUGUGACCAGUAGAAUGUGGCAGAAGUUAACGGUGUAUCAGCUCCAGAGCCUGGAACUGAAGAGAUCUUGCAGCUUCUGCCUUCACCCUUUUGGAAAACUGCUCUGAGGCCAUCAUGCUUUGAGGAAGCCCAGGAGGAAACACUGCAGAGAGGCUCAACCACCCCAGCUCUCCCAGCUGAGCUCAGCCGCCCACCGAUCCCCCAGCUGAAUGCAACCAUAAGAGUGAGCCCAGGUUCUACCCUGCUAGGCUGCCACCACAUUCCUAAGAACCACGGGAAAAGGCAUUUGCUCCUCCGAAGAAAUUCUCAGACUGAUUUUUCACUGUAUUGUCAGGCCACAGGACUCACUGUAAAUCCCUUGGACGUUGUCUCACCCGGGAAGGGAAAGCAGCCAGCAGCCUUCCAGCCCUCUUGUGCUUUCCCUGGGAGUGCGCCCCGUGCUCAGCCAUGGUGGACAUGGGGGCCCUGGACAACCUGAUCGCCAACACCGCCUACCUGCAGGCCCGGAAGCCCUCGGACUGCGACAGCAAAGAGCUGCAGCGGCGGCGGCGUAGCCUGGCCCUGCCCGGGCUGCAGGGCUGCGCGGAGCUCCGCCAGAAGCUGUCCCUGAACUUCCACAGCCUGUGUGAGCAGCAGCCCAUCGGUCGCCGCCUCUUCCGUGACUUCCUAGCCACAGUGCCCACGUUCCGCAAGGCGGCAACCUUCCUAGAGGACGUGCAGAACUGGGAGCUGGCCGAGGAGGGACCCACCAAAGACAGCGCGCUGCAGGGGCUGGUGGCCACUUGUGCGAGUGCCCCUGCCCUGGGGAACCCGCAACCCUUCCUCAGCCAGGCUGUGGCCACCAAGUGCCAAGCAGCCACCACUGAGGAAGAGCGAGCGGCCGCAGUGACGCUGGCCAAGGCUGAGGCCAUGGCUUUCUUGCAAGAGCAGCCCUUUAAGGAUUUCCUGACCAGCGCCUUCUACGACAAGUUUCUGCAGUGGAAACUCUUUGAGAUGCAACCAGUGUCAGACAAGUACUUCACUGAGUUCAGAGUGCUGGGGAAAGGUGGUUUUGGGGAGGUAUGUGCCGUCCAGGUGAAAAACACUGGGAAGAUGUAUGCCUGUAAGAAACUGGACAAGAAGCGGCUGAAGAAGAAAGGUGGUGAGAAGAUGGCUCUCUUGGAAAAGGAAAUCUUGGAGAAGGUCAGCAGCCCUUUCAUUGUCUCUCUGGCCUAUGCCUUUGAGAGCAAGACCCAUCUCUGCCUUGUCAUGAGCCUGAUGAAUGGGGGAGACCUCAAGUUCCACAUCUACAACGUGGGCACGCGUGGCCUGGACAUGAGCCGGGUGAUCUUUUACUCAGCCCAGAUAGCCUGUGGGAUGCUGCACCUCCAUGAACUCGGCAUCGUCUACCGGGACAUGAAGCCUGAGAAUGUGCUUCUGGAUGACCUCGGCAACUGCAGGUUAUCUGACCUGGGGCUGGCCGUGGAGAUGAAGGGUGGCAAGCCCAUCACCCAGAGGGCUGGAACCAAUGGUUACAUGGCUCCUGAGAUCCUAAUGGAAAAGGUAAGUUACUCCUAUCCUGUGGACUGGUUUGCCAUGGGAUGCAGCAUUUAUGAAAUGGUUGCUGGACGAACACCAUUCAAAGAUUACAAGGAAAAGGUCAGUAAAGAGGAUCUAAAGCAAAGAACUCUGCAAGACGAGGUCAAAUUCCAGCAUGAUAACUUCACAGAGGAAGCAAAAGAUAUUUGCAGGCUCUUCUUGGCUAAGAAACCAGAGCAACGCUUAGGAAGCAGAGAAAAGUCUGAUGAUCCCAGGAAACAUCAUUUCUUUAAAACGAUCAACUUUCCUCGCCUGGAAGCCGGCCUAAUCGAACCCCCAUUUGUGCCAGACCCUUCGGUGGUUUAUGCCAAAGACAUUGCUGAAAUUGAUGAUUUCUCUGAGGUUCGGGGGGUGGAAUUUGAUGACAAAGAUAAGCAGUUCUUCAAAAACUUUGCGACAGGUGCUGUUCCUAUAGCAUGGCAGGAAGAAAUUAUAGAAACAGGACUGUUUGAGGAACUGAAUGACCCCAACAGACCUACGGGUUGUGGGGAGGGUAAUUCAUCCAAGUCUGGCGUGUGUUUGUUAUUGUAAAUUGCUCUCUUUACCAGACAGGCAGCAGGAGUCUCGGCUGACAUAAUCCUCAAAUGUUCCACACGUGGAAAUCUGUGGAAUGAGGGCUAAUCAGUUAGGAGUGACAUCACAACCACAAAACAAUUCAAAGGACAGGCAAGCUCACUACUAGAACACAUUUUAUUUUCUUUCUCUUUCUUUCUUCAUAAAGAUGAGUAAAGUCUCAGUUUUCACUGAGGGCAGGGAAAAGGAACACUCAGGUUUAUUCUGAUAAACUGAAAGCAUCAGCCUUUUACCAUCAUGUCCCUGUGUAUUACGCAAAGUCCUAGGAACAGAGAAUGGAACUGUGUGGUGUGCCCAGAAAAUGAGCAUUUGCAAUUCUUAGUAAAUAAUCAUCUUAGUUUUUCUUUGUUUAUAUCUUUUUUUCCCUUCAUCUUUCUUCGGCUUCUAUACUUAUAAAAAGGAUUUUGAAGCUGGAAACAAAUGUUUCUGACAUUCUCCCCCUAAAAAGGGGUGGAUUACAAUAUUUUGGCAAUGUUUUAGAUCACAGAAUAAUUUUCAAUUUCACUGACAGUUUCUUUUGCAAUUUUGUGGAAAUAAUUUACUAUCAUAAUGUUGAAGCAUUUUAAACGUAAACAUCCAUGACAUCUGUGAAUUAAAGCAUUCUGUAAAUUUAGUUGAGUCCUUUAAGUAAUAUGGUACAAAUUGCUUCAACUUGCACUACCAUAUGCCAUCGGUUCCCAAACUCUGCUGAACUUUGGAAUCAUCUAGGGAUCUUUUAAAAAACUAAUGCCUGACUCCCAUCCAUAGACAUUCUGAUCCCCACUGCCAGGUAUGAGAACAGCUUGACCAUUUAGAAUUUCAGAAGUUCCCCAGGUGAUUCUAAUGUGCAGCAGAGUUUGGCGGGCACUGCUGUGCACAUUUGAAUGUUAUUACAUUCAAUCUUAUUUUGGUUGCUCAAAACUUCAAUCAUACAUUUUGAUGGCAACUUUUCAAAUGUCCCCAAAGCAUGUCAUUUUAGCAAUUGCAGUAUAAAUGAAACAAGACAAUCUAUUCAUCUUAUAGCUUCUCUUGUCCUUGCACACUUUAGCUUCUCAUACAUAUCCUGGGAGCUCGGUCUCUUGGCUAUUUCAAGGCCUGAAGGAGACCUAUGGGCUUAGAAAUUGAGUUGAACAGGCCAGGUGCGGUGGCUCAUGCCUGCAAUUCCAGCACUUUGGGAGGCUGAGGCGGAUGGAUCAUGAGGUCAGGGGUUCAAGACCAGCCUGGCCAACAUGUUGUAAACCCCGUCUCUGCUAAAAAUACAAAAAUUAGCCCGGUGUGGUGGUGCACAUCUAUAAUCCCAGUUACCCGGGAGCCUGAGGUGGGAGAAUUGCUUAAAUCCAGGAGGCGGAGGUUGUAGUGAGCCAAGAUCGCAACAUUGCACUCCAGCCUGGGCAGCAAGAGCAAGACUCUAUCUCAAAAAAAAAAAAAAAAAAAAACCCAGAAAAGAAAUUGAAUUGAAAAAAUACUAACCCUCAUUUCAAGUGGCUGCCCAGCCAACACUGUAUGAUAGAAUUAGCACUUCUCAAAAGCACAGCCAAGGUGAGAAUUCUACAGCUGCGAAAAAAUAUUUGGGAUACAAAUAUAAAGCUGGGUGAUAUUUUUUAAAAGGAUGUAUGUGCACAUAAUAAAAUCUGAAUUUAUCCCAGUGGUAAAAAACCUGGCUGAAGUCAAUGUAAAAGUUUUGUCCCUUGAGUUAAGGAUUCAAGAGCUGCAAAAGUGCCAGUCAAAAAAAAUGUUGGUUAACUGGAAUCUGAAUAACAGUAAUACUCAUCUACAAGACAGCAUUAACCAUACCUGGAACAAGUUAAGAAGAAGCCCUCUGAGAGUUGAGGCCUAGGCUGGUGCACCUGCGGCUCACUUUCCCGCUCCUCCUCCAUCCUCAGCAUGCUCCCUAAUUCUCCAAAUCCUAACCUAGGAUGCUUAGAUUUCUGUGUCACCAAAGCAGGAUAGAAGUGUGCCCAGGAGAUUUUUUUUUUUUUCCUGAGGUAAGAAAGUAAAUUAAAGUUUGGUUAAGUUUUGAACAAGUCCCUUUUAACAAAAAAACUGAUUGGUGAUUAACAGAAAUCCAAUUAACCAGAGCACUCCAAUGGUAGAGUUCGCAGGAUUGGGCUUUAUAGACAUUAGACAUUUAAAAACAACAUCGUGUUUAUUUGUUGAUUAUGCCUUAAAGCUGGCAGAGGGACAAAUGCAAACUAAUAAUUAAAGAUAAAUAGCUCAGUUUUUAAAAGGACAAAAAAUUUGGAGAGAUAAAAAAAUAAAAAUGUCUUGUUGCAUUGGUU